GUUUUUUACACAAGAAAUGUUUUAUACCAACAAGUUCGGAAUUAUUCCACAAUUCAUUUAGGUUGUGUUGCUUACCACAAUGGGUGGUUUAAGAUAUUAUACCAUAUUUAUACUGUACAUAUACCUACACCAAACUGUAAAUGCUGAAAAUAACAACAUAAACGAAGAAUCACUUUUAACAAAAUACGCUAAACUUUUCAAACAGCGUCGCUACGAAGACAUCGUGACAGACAUACGACAUAUAUUCAAAGAACGGACACAAAAUGGCGUUAAAGACGAUCAGAAACUAAACGAACUUAUAACUGACGUUACAACAGCUAUAGGCUUAUUAAAAACUAAAUUAGUAAAGCUUGACAAAGAUGGCGUCUUGACAUUGGAUCCAGAACCUAUUUUAAAUGAGAAUAGAUACAAGAGAAGUGUAGACAAUGAAACGGUUGAAGACGCCAAUAAUGUUUCUUUGGAAAACGUAACUGAAACUGACAGUGGUAUUACAGAUACUACAGAUAAAAUUGAAAGUGUUACAGAAGAAUCAUUAAAAGUUAAUAAUAAUACUUCAGAAGUGAAUGUUACGAAUGAUACUGAUGAUGGACCCAUGCCUACUAGACGCUCGUGGCCGAUUAAAGAUGUUGCGCCUCCAUUCAUAUAUGAAAUUACGCCUUCUAAUAGAUAUGAUAUUACCCCUCAAUCUAAUUAUGAAGUUACUCCUCAAUCGAGAAUUGAUGUAACACCUUCCAAUUACGAUGUUACAAGUCAAUCCAAAUUUGAUGUUACACCUCAAUCCAUUUUUGAUAUGACAACUCAAUCUAAUUACGCUGUCAAACCUCAAGCUAAAUAUGAUGUGACACCUCAAUCCAAAUAUUAUGAUGUCACACCAAAAUCAACAAUUGUAGAUAUCACACCAAAAUCCAGAAUUGUUGAUGUUACACCGAAAUCCAGAUACGACAUGGCUUCUCAUUUGGCUAAUGAUAUCGCUAAUCCGAAAAUGGAUGUACAAUCACGGAUAAAAGGCAAACUCAUAUCUUAUUUAGAAGAUACUUUCAACGAUAUAGAGAAAAAAAUUAGUCCUUUGUCUCAAAUCAAAGCGACAUUAUCAAGUAAUAGUGAAUACAGAAUUGGCUAUAUAAUAGCAAAUAUAGACACUUUAGAUGUCAAUCUAAAGAAAUGGAAGAAUAAUAUGUUGGUAAAUCAACAUACUUGGGAUGAUGAGACAAUUUUAAAUCUGUUUGACAAAAUAAAGGCGACAAAUGCGGUGACUACAAGCCUAAUCGAGUCUUUAAAACGACAACUGCCUGGUUCUAAGGAGCUCAACCAUUUUGCUAAGUAAAAGGUUAUUUUUUUAGUAUUAAACGAAUAAAGAUUAAGCUUAUUUUUUUUUGCGGAUUUCUCUGAUAUUUGUC
Molecule: messenger RNA, 1397 nt
Organism: Spodoptera frugiperda (fall armyworm)
Lineage: Eukaryota; Metazoa; Arthropoda; Insecta; Lepidoptera; Noctuidae
Exons: 2
Coding region: 80-1324 (414 amino acids)
Source: RefSeq, a predicted model, not a curated record